UCCACACCAACAACACCGUCCCCAGUGAGAGUGAUGUUCUGGCAAAGGGCAGUCCUUUCUUGAAUGGUGAUGAAAUCCGGCUGAAUGAUACCGUGAGGGUGCAGAAUCUCACAUAUGAGCGGUUAUCAGAUAAUUCCUUCGCUUUGAGCCUGGCCUACAAGAUCAAUGACGUGACCUUUCCAGAGAAUGUUAAUCUCAGGACGGAGACGCAAGCGCGCAUUCAGGACUCGGUCAACAAGCUGAUGAACGGAUUGCUGAUCCAACCUAAUGCAAGUCCUUUCACCUUCCCACAAGCAAAUUUCACCCACCUGCCCAAUGAGAUUCGUGCGAAUGAGGAGUAUGUCUAUCAGGAAGGUAACAUCAACCAACCAAGCAACUUCCUGGCUGCGAUACUGGCAGUUAGUGGUCCUGCCCCCACUACAGCUUCCCCUGUCAUUCCUACGACACCUUCAGCUGUUGCUCCGACGACUUCUCGCCCAGCCACUCAUAUUGUUCCACCCAUUCCAGUAGCACCAACGUCCAUCACAGCAGCACCUACAGUUCGUGGCAUGGUUUUCAUCUUUCUCCGAUUUGUGUUCCACACCCUCAAACCCGUCCCCACUGAGAGUCAGGUUCUCUCCCAGGUCAGCGCUUUGCUGAAAUUUCGUCAAACAAGGGCGCUGGAUAAUCCAGUGAGGAUUCAGGAUCUCACGUAUGAAAAAAUAUCAGAUCAUAUCUUCGCUUUGAAACUGAACUAUCAGAUACUCAACGUGACCUUUCCAGAGAAAUUUGAUCUCAGGAACGAAACGCAAAAACUCAUUCAGGACUCCGCAAACAAGUUGCUGAACACAUUGCUGAACAGCCCUAAUGCAAAUCCUUUCACCUUCCCAGAAGGAAAUUAUACCAACGGGCUCAAUGUGAUUAAUGCCAGUGUGGAGUAUAUCUUUCGGGAAGGUGACAUCAACCUACCAAGCAACUUCCUGGCUGCGAUACUGGCAAUUAGUGGUCUGGCCACCACCGCAGCCCCCACCACCACAAGCAGCCCUGUCCUCCUGCUGAUCACAAGUACUGCAGGCAGGUUCCCUGGAUGGGCCCUGGCCAUCAUCAUCCCCUGCGGUAUCGCCAUCAUCCUCCUCCCCUUCUGGAUCCUCCUUUGUUGCCUGCUGUGUGGUUGCUGUGCGGCCAUUAAGAGACGUUGGCGCAGGAGGCACGCCUACCACAUACAGCAGUAUGCGGUGCAUCCAAGUAUGAUGCGCCCCAAUAUUACACAUCCCAUCUGAGAAUCUUACCUGCCACGUCCCCUCUGAGAGGGUGGAGCUUGGAUGUUCAGCUGGAAUCUGAAAACCAAGUUUUAUUAUGAUUGAUGUCUUAUUAUAAUGUUCUUACACAUAUGAUACAUAGCAACUGCAUGGCUGGAUGGUGUAAGAUAUUUAUCUUUAUUUAUUAAUAUGGGUUAAAUAUGAGAAUUAUCCUAAAUUCUCAGCUACGUUAUACCCAGGUAUUCAAAUGUAAAUCUGCAUAUAUUUAUCUUUCUAUGAAGCAUUAUUUUUAUUUAAUUAAAGGUUAACUAUGUAUUGCAUGUUGCAAAGUCAAUGCAAUAUUGAUGCAAUUUGUUAGAUUUAAUCAAUUAUCAUUUGACUUGUAAUUUAAAGUUUACAAAUGAAAAUGAUUUAAAUCCUUAUGUUUAUUUUACUAUAUGCAUCUCUCCAACUGUAUUUAAAAUGAAGAUGUACUGAAUAUGUGCAGGAGUUACAAAACUAUUCCAGGCUGUAAUCGUACAUACAGGAAUAAAUAAUAUUGUUUAUUAUUACAAGUAUUUUAAAUCAAAAUGUUGAUAUUAGAUCAAUUAACUUAUUGUAUGUUUAUUUGAAUAAAUAAUUCACAGCCAGUAAACUGCACACAUUUUUCAAAAUAAUAAAAAGAUUAUAUUUUGUUAUUCUGUUUAUAAUGGUAUGUAGUAAUCAUCUGUAUUGUGGGUUCUAAAUAAAGAUUAGUUUAUUUUUUU
This is a messenger RNA of Anguilla anguilla (European eel), 1984 nucleotides long. RefSeq lists its product as uncharacterized. The transcript has 11 exons. The coding region runs from base 243 to 1259 and encodes 338 amino acids. The record is from RefSeq and is a predicted model, not a curated record. NCBI's taxonomy places the organism in Eukaryota, Metazoa, Chordata, Actinopteri, Anguilliformes, Anguillidae.